This is a messenger RNA of Meleagris gallopavo (turkey), 917 nucleotides long. The record is from RefSeq and is a predicted model, not a curated record. NCBI's taxonomy places the organism in Eukaryota, Metazoa, Chordata, Aves, Galliformes, Phasianidae.
GCCGCUUGUCAAUUUGCACGGCGCGUCACGUGGCCGCACCUCCCCGCCGAGGCCGGAGGCUCUCCACGUCAGCUUACGUCUCCCAAUUUCUUACUUCACGGAUCUGCUUCAAAGGGGCAGCUGCGCUAGAGAAUCAUGUUAAGCUCAGCUAAUGCGGAGAAGCCGAGGUAGCCCUAAUGAUGGAUUUUGAUGAGCGUGUUCCUUGUUCCUCUAACAUGUAUUUGCCAAGUUGUACGUACUACGUCUCGGGUCCUGAUUUCUCCAGCCUCCCUUCUUUUCUGCCCCAGACCCCGUCUUCUCGCCCUAUGACAUACUCCUACUCCUCCAACCUGCCCCAGGUCCAACCCGUGAGAGAAGUGACCUUCAGGGAAUAUGCCAUUGAUCCCUCCAGUAAAUGGCACCCCCGGAACAACCUGCCCCACUGCUACUCCGCAGAGGAGAUCAUGCACAGAGACUGCUUGCCUUCCACCACCACCGCCAGCAUGGGCGAGGUGUUCGGCAAAAGCACCGCGAACGUCUACCACCACCCCAGCGCCAACGUCUCCUCCAAUUUCUAUAGCACGGUGGGCAGGAACGGGGUCCUGCCGCAGGCUUUCGACCAGUUUUUCGAGACGGCGUACGUUUGUGUUGCAGACGUCGUUUCGCAUCCCUCGGAUGCGAACUCGUACAGACGUGGGAGGAAGAAGCGAGUGCCCUACACAAAGGUGCAGUUAAAAGAACUCGAAAGGGAAUAUGCUACAAAUAAAUUCAUAACCAAAGACAAACGGCGGAGGAUAUCGGCGACCACGAAUCUGUCAGAGCGACAGGUCACAAUCUGGUUCCAGAACAGAAGAGUCAAAGAGAAAAAAGUCAUCAACAAAUUGAAGACGACCAGUUAAUGGAUUAAGCGUGGAGAAGCAGCAGCUCGGAAGGAUCCG